GACAUAUCAGACAUACUGUUCGUAAAAUGGAUUAACAAAAUUAUUCUUCUUGUAAAGUGUGUUCACAGAAUUAGAAAAUAUGCUAAACCUUCCUUCACAAGACUAUAUAACACUUUUCUGUCUGCUCUCUACCAGGUUGGAGUAAUGAAAUUGGUAGCUUAGGUUUUUAUUUUCUUCCGAUGUAAUUGAGAGUUGAUAAUGCGCACUUCUAUUGUAUAUGGAACAGUUGAACUCAACAUAUUUUGAAGAUCUUCUUUGGAAGGACAUAAUGCUUCAACCACUCUAAAUUGAUGUCUUUUAUGCAGUCACCUUUGCCAAUGAUGGCCAACCCAGUAGAUUCUUUGGAAGCUCGAAAGAAAGAUAUUUUAGCUCUUCUAAGGGAUGAUAACGUCAAAACAGUUGUCCUUUUCGGAGAAAUGGGAGUAGGGAAAACAUGGAUGGCAAGAGAGGUAACAGCCAUACUCAAGGGUUCAUCCUAUGGAACUCUUUGGAUGGUUCUGGGAAAAAAGUAUGAGGAAAGAACUUUUCUUGAGAAUAGUGCCUUUCAGCUGUCUGUUUUUCCUUCUAAUGAGGAAUGGGAGGAAGAUGAUAAAAAUGCUGACAUGGAGCAGCAGGAGGGAAAAGUGGACAUGAAAAGUCUGAAACAGAGGAUCCUUAAUAAGCUUAAAUUGAUGAAACCUGCAAAACUUGAAGAAGCAGAAGCAGCGAAAUCAGAAGGGAAGAAAUCUGGAAAGCCUGAACAGAAAGCAAUGGCGAAGGUUGAUCAGAAGGAUUCCAGAAAAGGGCCUUAUCUUCUUAUUGUUCUGGAUGAUAUUGCUGAUGAGGACCAAGAGAAAGUUGUCACUGCUUUAAAUGGCCUGCUUCAUGAGCACCUUCUUAAGGUUUUGAUCACGAGAAGGGGCAGUGACAUAGGUGCUGGCUCCGAAGGAAUCAGUGAUACAAUUGAGACAGAAGGUGGGAAAUAUACCAUAUAUAAAAUCAAACCCCUCUGUAAUGCUGACUCAUUGAACUUAUUGAAGAGCAGGGUCAAGGUAGAACUUUCUAGGGAAGGGUUCAGAAGACUGUCUGAUGCUAUUGGUAGUAGUAGCUCAGGUCGUCCUGGGGUGAUUAUCAUGAUUGCAGAAGCCUUGAAUCAUGUUGAGGACUUGAAACUGGACAAUGCAAUUGAAGAAGCUGCCUCUGUUGUCGAAUCUACUGAUAUCGCAAGGUUAUUGCAGUACUUGGAUGAUAUGUUGCCAAGCACCCUCAGCAAGUGUUGCAGGCAUUGCAGGUACUUGUUUAGAUACUUGUUUCCUGAACGUAGUGGUAUCCACUACAAUGGGCUGAUAACUCACUGGUUAGUGGAAGGAUACUUUGACAACCAUGAUCAUAUUGAGAAGGCUUAUGAGGAAGCACAUUGUACUCUGAUGGAGCUCAGAGAUCGUGGUUUUCUAAUAGAAAAGGAGAAUAGUUAUGUUCAUAUGGAAAGUGAUGCUUUGGAUUUCCCUGAUCACCAGCGCUAUGGACUUAGCCAUUCUUUGGGCCUUGGCUUGGCUACUGUGCUGAAGGACAAAAAGUGGGCUGGUCUUGGAAGGGGUGUACUGACAGAUGGGAUGAUCAAGACUAAUCAUGGAGAAGGGAUGAUGUCCAUGCUCCUUGUUGAUGGUGCUCAUCUUUGCAGGGAAGUCCCUGAAACAUUCUUCACCCAAAAGUUCAAACAAAUUCCCUCACCACUGUCUGAGUCGAAGGAGCUUCAAGUGCUUGUUCUGCGGGGAUGUACUCUGUUGGAGAAAGUAGGUGAUAUCCAUGAACUUACAAAGUUACUAGUUCUUGAGAUAUCUGGGGCGGGUUUGACAAAGGAGAUCCAAGACGAUCUUUUCAAGCGGAUGGAAGAACUUACGUCUCUUAACCUAUCUGAAGUUGGCAUCGAGCCAAUUCCUUCUUCUGUCCUUAAUCGGACUACGCUCCGUUGGCUCAUCCUUAGAAAGUGCCCAAAUUUGGACCAAUUGUCUGGUCUGAGAUCUUUGAAAAAUCUGGAAGUGCUUGAUGUCUCUGGUUCAGUCUCUUUUAAGAGAAUCGUGGACAAGAACCUUUCUGCUCUUAAAAAGAUACAAACUCUUGACCUUUCUCAAACAAAGAAUGACCACUUGCCCUUUCUUCUAAAUUUAGGAGAUCUAACCCGACUCCUAUUAAGUGACUGUCCUUUACUCUCAAGGCUGCCAUCCCUCAAACCUGUGAGUCAUCUUGAGAUUCUUGAUCUUUCAAGCAACAUCCUUGAAGAAACACAAGAUGAUUCUUUGGAAACUAAACGUAACCUCAGAAUUCUCGAUCUCUCUGGUAGUGCUAUAAAUAAGCUACCUGCCAACAUCAGCAACCCAUCACAUCUUUUAUUAAGCAGUUGUGUUGAUCUCAAAAGUUUGCCACCCACACAGGACCUCAAUCGCCUUGAGCAACUUGACCUAUCAAAUUCUAAAAUAAAAUCUCUCCCAUCAUUUCCCGACCAUUCUGAACUUCGUUUGCUAUUGCUACGGAAUUGUAAAUUCCUUACUAAAGUGCCGAACUUAAGUGAACUUAAGAAGCUGGAAGCUCUUGAUCUUUCAGGAUGUAGUGAGUUGGUGCUAGGAUGGGAUGUAUCCUUUAAGCACAUGUCUCACCUCACAACGCUGAAUCUCUCAGACACUAAAGUUGAAAGCCUUCCCUCAGAUUGCUUUCCUAGCAGCCUUCGCCGCCUAAUUAUGAGAAAUUGCACCAACUUGAAAGACCUUCCUUCCCUGGAAGCUCUGUCAAACCUAGAGGAACUUGACCUUUGUGGUACAAAAUUUUUUAGCAAUAUAGGUGUUGAAUUUCUUCAACAUACGAGUAAACUCAGGGUUCUCAACCUCUCCGAAAUAAAAUUUGAAGAAUUUCCGUCUGUGUCACACCUCACGAAUCUGAGGGAACUCUCACUGAGAGGUGGUGGUUCUUGUAAAGUGUCAGAUCUGGAGGCACUUAAAGAACUCGAGGUGCUGGAUCUAUCAGAGACAGAAGUUGAGUCUUUACAAUCCCUUCAGACUUUUUGCAACCUCCGACAGUUGUUGCUAAAGAACUGUGCUGAUUUAGACGACUUGAAAUUUUUGGUGUCACUUAGCAAAUUGGAGGUCCUAGAUCUUUCUGGAACAAAUAUAAAAGACUAUCCAUAUGAGAUCUCGGACCUGAGAAGUCUUAGGAAGCUUGAUCUGAAGGUUAGGAAGCAUGCUGAAGAGAUUGAUUGGGAGAAGAUAAAGUAUAUACCCGACCACUUCAACUUGAAAUGUGACGGAUCCAUGAGUCCUGAAAAAUCUAAUUCUAAUAGUGUGGUCUGGCCUUCCAUAUCAAUCUGCAGUACCCAAUUUCUCCAGUUCUUGGAGGAAAACUCAAAACUGUGGGGGACAUGCUUCCAAAAGUUCCAUUGCUCUAUUUGGCUUCCAAAAGAGCUUCCACAGGAGAAAGACACAAGGACGUUCUAUGGCCUUGGUGACAAUGGCUUAUUGAGGGAUAUCGACUCCCAAGGAAGAAUACCUCGUCAUAAAGAGCUAUCGGGGUUUCUAGAGAUUCAUGGAUCCUAUGUCAAUUCAAAUCUGCCUAAAGGUGUUCUCAAGCAUGCUGAUCACAUAUCGCUGAUUGACAAUAGCUCUAUUAGCCACUUAUCUGGGCUUGGUGAAGAGUUUUUCGAAUCAAUAAAGAGCUUUUGGCUUGAGAGGUGCACGGAGAUCCAUAGUAUAGUAGAUGUAGAAGAAGAGGUCAGAGUUUUGGGAAAUCUUACCUCUCUUUAUCUGUGUAAUCUCUUUUCCUUACAUUCCGUAUGUGGUGAUAACUUUCAGUCUGAAACAGAGGUCUUCUCAGAUCUUAACAAGCUAUACAUAGAGUACUGCCCAAUGCUUGCCAACAUUUUCCAACUGUUGAAGCUGCCAGAGCUGGAGACCCUCCAGAUCAAAUUUUGUGAUGAAAUGAAAGAGCUAUUUACUCAUGCGCCUGCAGAGUGUAAAUUGCAGACCUUGGAUCUUAUGGAAUUACCAAAGCUGGAGAGAAUUGGUGUUAAUAUGGCCUCAUUGCUAGUAUUGAAAGUGAGAUGGUGUCCAAAUCUUAUGAGUUUAGAAGAAACUCUUGGAGAAGCCAAAAAUCUAGAGGUUCUCUAUAUUUCUGGUGCGACUAAGCUGGAGACUACUUGCAGCCAGAUAAUGAAGCCUGAGAGCUUCAAGAAUCUGAAGCAGCUUAAAGUCGAAUCCUGUCCCAAUCUCAAAGAGCUAUUUAAACCUCAUGCGCCUGCAGAGCGUACAUUGCAGACCUUGGAUCUUGUGGAAUUACCAAAGCUGGAGGGAAUUGGCGUUACAAUGGCCUCCUUGCGAGUUCUGAAAGUGAGACAGUGUCCCAAUCUCAAGAGUUUAGAAGAAACUCUCGGAGAAGCCGAAAAUAUAGAGGUUCUCGUUAUUUCCGGUGCUGCUAAGCUGGAGACUAUAUGCAGUCAGAAAAUGAAGCCUGAGAGCUUCAAGAAUUUGAAACAGGUUAAAAUCAAAUCUUGUCCCAAGCUCAAAGAAGUUUCUUCCUCAUCUAAUUUACCGCCAAACCUGGAGAUUCUUGAGGUAAAAUCAUGUGAUAGCUUGAAAACUAUAUUUGGAGGCAGCUCUGCAGCAGGUUCUUCAUUGUCAAGUCUACAACUGUGCAACGUACCUGAGCUAAAAUGCACUGGGUUCAAAGUGCCACGGCAAUCUCAUGUCGUUAACGUUAACUGCCGGAAGCUGCGUAUAGAGUGGUCCAGUUGAGUGAAAAACAAUUCUGUCAUCCACUGGGGAUGAUCCGUUAAAUGCAUGAAGACCCCAUGAGAAAUGCCCGGUGGCUUUUUUCUUGUGUACUAUUCAUUGUGCAUAUGAACCUAAAGAAAAGCACUUGGGCUUUCUGGCUGCAACGACUAAUUGUGCUCGCCCUUUUUCAUCUUAGUUUGAGGGCUGUGGUGCAGCAUGCUAGCUGGAUGCCCAGUACCACUAGAAUCUGUUAUGGAACGGUGUCUGUCAAUUUAAGUCUGUAUUUUCAUGUGUGAUCUUGUGUUGCGUUUUAUAUGGACUUGUUCUGUGAUCCAUAUUUCCUGUAAUUCGAACUCAGCGUCAUUUGAUACUUGUGUGAUGGCUUUUGUGUCGUGCUUCCGACCGGCACUCACCAUUGUCGGUUUGUUGAAUGUUGAUGCUCUUAUCUUACGUUUCAGAGCUGUAUUACAGGUUUGCAAGCAUUAGGUCGUAGCUGGGUCUGUUAAAAACUGAAGUUGUUUCGAAUUUGCAGGUGAGUGGGGCGGAACAAAACUUUGUUACCACACUGGCUGGACAAAAAGACUACCAUCUGGGCGCCCGGAGAACUGGGAAAUGGAUACAUUAGACUUCAAGAGAGAAUUUCAUGAUCAUUGAAGUAUCACUUUAGUACACCGCAAAUAAAAUGUUGGU
Molecule: messenger RNA, 5426 nt
Organism: Rhodamnia argentea
Lineage: Eukaryota; Viridiplantae; Streptophyta; Magnoliopsida; Myrtales; Myrtaceae
Product: putative disease resistance protein At4g19050
Molecular function (GO): protein binding; ADP binding
Source: RefSeq, a predicted model, not a curated record